GGGCGUGGUCUGAUGAUGUAUCCGGCUGAGGAGCGCUGUUUCCCGGCCAGGCUGCCAGCUGCGGUCCUCUCCGUGAUCUCUCCCCCGUCUCCGUCAUCUCCAGCCGGGGCCUGCCGCCGCCGUCACCGGGAGACACGCAUGGAGCUCCGGUCGAUCCUCGCCGCCGCCCUGCUGCUGUCCGCCGCCUCGCUGCAGCCGGUGUCCGGUGCGGCGUCACGGACGGGACCGAGAGUCACCGAGAAGGUGUUUUUCGACAUCACAGUAGCGGGUCAUGAGGUCGGACGAAUCGUCAUCGGUCUGUUCGGUGAGGUCGUCCCGCUCACUGUCAAUAACUUCGUCGCCCUGGCAACCGGAGAGAAAGGUUACGGAUACAAAGGAACCAAGUUCCACCGAGUCAUCAAGGACUUCAUGAUCCAGGGAGGAGACUUCACGGCCGGAGACGGAACCGGAGGUCACAGCAUCUAUGGAACAACUUUUGCAGAUGAAAACUUCCGACUGAAGCACCUCGGAGCCAGCUGGGUGAGCAUGGCCAACGCCGGUCCGGACACCAACGGAUCCCAGUUCUUCAUCCUGGCUGCUAAAGCGCCGUGGCUCGACGGAAAACACGUGGUUUUUGGAAAAGUCCUGGACGGGAUGUCGGUGGUCCACACCAUCGAGCUCCAGGACACCAACGACAGGAACCUUCCCUACACCGAGUGUGUGAUCGUCAACAGCGGCCGGAUCCCCGUCAAGGAGCCCUUCGUGGUGGAGGUGGAGGGCUGGUAGACGAUACAAGACGAGUAGCAGUUAGCUAGUAGUUAGCAUACACUGGAGGUCCAUCAGAAGUCACACUAGCAGCGUGCCAAACUCACAUUUACAAUACUUCAGCAUGUUAACACUCCAAUGCUAGCAUGAUAGCAUGGAGGACUGAGUAGUUCCCUCUAGAUUAAGUUCUGACAUCAAAUUAGUACUUUUUUUGUUUUAAAUAAAGUUUACAAGCAAGCUAAUAAGAUGAAUCUGCUAACUGGGAGCACAGUGCCUCAAUAGCUAAUGUUAGCGAAUGCAUGCUAACAUUGGCCAAUUUGGGAGUGUGCUAGCAUGCUCUAUGACUAUGAUCAGAAGUCCCAUAUGCAGAGUGCCAAAUUCACAUUUCCAGUUCAUUACAAUACUAAUGCUAGCAUGUUAGCAUAUAAAACUGAUGCUAAAUUAUCACAUUUCUCUUAUUGUUGUUUAUCAAACAAAUAAAAGUAAACAGGCAAGCUAGCAUGAUAAACAUGCACUAACUGAUAGCAUGGUCCCUCAGUAGCUAAUCUUAGUUAGUACAUGCUUACACUGGCUACAUUUGGACCUAGUUAGCAUGCUUCAAAGGCUGAUGUUAAGGGUUAAGAGUUGGCACGUUAACACAAAUAGUUAAAAUUAAUUGUAGCAUCCAAAUUAGAGUCAAAAGUCGUAUCGCACUGAAACCAAAUUAUUACAUUUAAAAACUCAACUUGAGGAAUAUAAAUGUAUUUUUUUACCAAUUAAAGUUGUCAGUGUCAUGAUUUGAAUUUGAUCUUAGCACAUAAUGAUACAAGAACUGUGUCUCAGUAAAGUGGUAAACAACAUGCUGAGUGUGACCAUGGUAUCUCACUAGCUAACACUGGCAUGCUAACGUUCUCCGAAGACUAAUGUUAUCACCUAAAAAUUAGCAUGUUAACCCCAAAACAUUGUCAAUACGCAUGCUAACAUGCUAACUAUGGGCUCUCUAAUGCUAUCAUGCUAACACAGCAGCGGGUUGACUUGCUAAAGCUAAAUGUGACUUCUGAUGGAUUUUUACUGUAUUCAGAUGAUAAUAUAAGUCACAGAGGUUUUUAUUAGAAGUCAUUAGCCAGAUAGUAGCAACUAACGAGGAAAUACAGGUUAAAUCUGUGGUAAAUCUAAAAAAGUGGCGGUGUUAGACCUGCAAUGCUAAAUGAAGAUCACAAAGAAACUCAGGCAGUUCUUUUGUUAUUCUUCCUCAGUGCUCUGGGUACUGCAGUAUAACCCAUUUCUCCAACAAGAAAAAAUAAAGAGAAAAAUGUUGAUUUAAUUUCAGAUUAAAUAAAAAUGGCCAAAAAAAAAGAGGCCAAUUUCCAAAUUUUUAGUAAAAGAAAAAUAAGGAAUUGGGCCAUUUUCACGUUUCAAAAUGGAAAACCAAGAGUUAUUAUGGGAUUUGACAGGAAAUGGUUGAUACUUUAGCAUUCCAAAAUGGCCACUUUUUUAGAAUUGUAGCAAAAAAUAACAAUGAAAAUGCAACGGUUUGUUUUUCAUAACUUUUUAUUACAUUAAAACAUGUAGCAUCAAAACAAACAGUAUCUAGCAGAAAUAAAGCAUAGAUGCAUAUCAAAACCUGGAAUUAGAAGUUUCUGAAUCUGUAUGUUUAGCAUUAACUAGCUUUACUGUGGUUCAUGCUAAAGAUCUGUUAGCAUACAUGCAUGUUCGGUGGACAGAUAUGAAAACUUGCCCUUCCAGAAUAACUGUGUAGCUCUCAUUGCCAAAUCCUUCUUUAAUUGCCAAAUUUUCUUGCACUUCUUAUGCACAUAAUGGCUAAAUAUCAGAAUUUAAAAGUGCGUUAACGUGAAUAUGCAAAAAAAACAACUGUAGCAAGUGUCAAAUGACGCGUUAGCAUUUUGUUAUUUGUGUUGAUUGUUGUUCAUCCUUGAAAAUGAAGAGUUUGUACAUAUGUUAUGCACCAUGUUUGCAAAAAACUACAGCACAAAUUGCACAGGAUGACAAAGUGUGGAAAUCAGUAUUAAUAAUGUUUAAAUCUCAUUCUGACUUUUAAUGUUUUACCCAUUCUUUGUAAUGUUUUUGCAAUAACCCUAAAGUGUCAAAGUAGCAUAAUAAUGUAGGAAACCUGUGACUUUCCUCGUCCCUGUGAAGUUAAUGCAGAAUUUAAAACCUCCUAAUGAACAUAUCAGGCUUUCUUUUUUCAUUAUGUUCAGCAGCAGCGGAAGAAAGUGCCAACGGGAGUGUUUUCUACAAUAAAUAUGCUGUUGCUAAACUA
Acanthochromis polyacanthus (spiny chromis) is the source of this 3004-nucleotide messenger RNA. RefSeq names its product peptidylprolyl isomerase C (gene ppic). The transcript is spliced from 6 exons. Bases 13 to 765 code for a protein of 250 amino acids. Lineage: Eukaryota; Metazoa; Chordata; Actinopteri; Pomacentridae. Gene Ontology annotation, molecular function: peptidyl-prolyl cis-trans isomerase activity. Gene Ontology annotation, biological process: protein peptidyl-prolyl isomerization; protein folding. Gene Ontology annotation, cellular component: intracellular membrane-bounded organelle. The record is from RefSeq and is a predicted model, not a curated record.